This is a messenger RNA of Selaginella moellendorffii, 2556 nucleotides long. Its product is annotated as tubulin polyglutamylase ttll6. Gene Ontology annotation, biological process: microtubule cytoskeleton organization; protein polyglutamylation. Gene Ontology annotation, molecular function: tubulin binding; tubulin-glutamic acid ligase activity. Lineage: Eukaryota; Viridiplantae; Streptophyta; Lycopodiopsida; Selaginellales; Selaginellaceae. The record is from RefSeq and is a predicted model, not a curated record. The transcript has 7 exons. Gene Ontology annotation, cellular component: cilium. Bases 1 to 2556 code for a protein of 851 amino acids.
AUGAGAGCCAGGAGUGAGAUGCCGCUGGCCAUCGUCGCCCCGGGUCUCAACUCCAAGAGGAAGAAGAAGAGGAGGAAGAAGAAGAAGAAGGCCGUGUGUGGCUACAUUCGCGUGGAUCUCUCGUGCUGCCGCUAUCAAAUCCUUCGCAUCGUGCUGCGAAAGCUGGGCUGGGAGGUGACCACCGAUGAUAGCAAGCCAUGGCAUCUCAUCUGGACAGAUUGUUCGAUCGGUCCCGACAAGCUCAUGAUGCUCAAGCGCGGCCAGAAGAUCAACCAUUUCGUGGGAAUGCUGGAGAUUUGCCGCAAGAAGGCGCUGGCUCGCAACCUCUCCAUGAUGCGCAAGAUCUUUCCUGCAGCAUAUAAGUUCUUCCCGCGCGCUUUCAUCCUCCCCAACCAGCUCACGCAGUUCAUGGCAAGAUUUAACACUCCCAAGCCGCGAACUUACAUUCUCAAGCCCGACACUGGCUCCAUGGGCCGAGGCGUUGUUCUCGUCCAAACUUCCGACGAGGUGAAGAACGCCAUGAAAGGUCUGCAUGGAGCAAACUUCGUGGCACAGAAGUACCUCACCAAGCCGAUGCUGCUCAAUGGCUACAAGUUUGAUUUGCGGAUUUACGUGUUGAUACUGUCGUGCAAUCCACUGCGACUUUACUUGUACAGAGAAGGCUUGGCUCGAUUUUGCACGGAGAAGUACAUGAAGCCCGACCACAAGAACAUCAAAGUGAGCCGGAUGCACCUCACGAACUACUCGCUCAACAAGUACAGCUCCAAGUUUGAGUUUAACAGCAGUACCACCGAAGUGAACAAAGGUAGCAAGUGGACACUCACUGCGUUGUUCAAGGCUUUGGCGGCGGAGGGCUUUGACACCAAUCAGCUCUACGAGCAGAUCAAAAGGAUGGUGGUCUUGACCGUCAUCGCCAUCGUCCCAGUUCUCGCUCACAGCUACAAGACGUGCCUCAACGAGGACGACAAUGGACGCUCGUGUUUUGAGCUGCUUGGCUUGGAUGUUCUUGUCGACGAGAAGUGCAAGCCAUGGCUGCUAGAGGUGAACCAUUCUCCUUCGUUUUCUAUAGACACUCCGCUGGACUACAUGGUGAAGGAGGCACUUAUCCUCGACACUCUGAAGCUCGUCAACAUCGAUCCCACAGGAAUGAGCAAAGUUAAGAUGGAAGAGAGACGGGACUCGCAGCUCAGGCUCUAUGGGAAGCUGGUCGAGGAAUGCGAAGAUUCUGACGUAGCCGAGGAAGUCAGUACAAAGGAAACUUGCGAGAACCACGUCGAGGGCGAAACCAGGGGCAGCUUCGACAUGAUCUACCCGACCGAGGAAGCCAACUUGCAAAAGUUUUACGACCGGUGCCUAGCCGGAGCUUCCGAGCUCUUCACGCACUCUUUUGACAUGAAAGUGAAGAAAGAGAUAGCCAAAGUCCAGGAGGAGAAGAGGCAGGAAGAGGUGGUGAGGCAGGAGGCUGAGAAGCGGCGGGCGGAGAUGGAGCUGCGAAAGAGAGCUCGUGAAGCGGCCAAGAACGUAGCGAUCCUGAGGAAAGAGGCACUGAGCCAACGUGCUACUGCUGCUGCUGCCGCUGCCGCCGCCGCCGCUGCUUGCCGAGUGAGAAACGAUGGACAAACCGUGACAACCACGACCACGACGAUGACCGCCACCACCACAACCACAACCAGGACGACCACUGUCAAGCGCUCGUCGAGCAGGCUCGGAAAGAAAUCGCCAUCGCCGACAGUCUCCCUGGGAACUUCUUCCGUGUCCAUGGCAAUGUCACUGGUUGGAUCUCCCAUCACCUCUCCCGCGACGUCGACGCCAAAGUCGAGAGCGAUGGAGGUGGAGGAAGAGAUUGUCCAAGUGGAAGUCGAGGAAGCUCCAGGCGAUCGGGAAGAAAGCGUGCAAAGGCUGGUGGAGCUCUUCGACGAGAUACCGGAGCGAGUUGGCGGGAGAAGGCCGGACUCAGCCUCAGCUCGAAGCUCGGCAGUGGACGAGGCCACCACGACACUCAACGACAUUCUCUUUCCCCGGGUGGAAGCACAGCCAUGCCCGAAGAUCCCGAUCCACCAUCGCAGGGAGCACUCGUCGGAGCUGGAAACAACGUCGUCAAACUCUCCCCAGCAGCAGCAGCAUGAUCACACACUUGGUUUCGGCAGCAAGACCAUCUCGGACUUCUUCACCACCAAGAAGCUUAAAGCCGAGACCAAGUGUGCUCACUGCCAGAGACACCAGGGACGAGCUCUGGCGCUCAAGAACGCCAACGCGCUCCCCAUGACGCUCCACGAGAUGACGACGCUGGCGUCGAGCUUCCUCACGCACAGAUGGGAGCACGACAGGUCGUCGGCCAAGUCCAUCCCGCUCAAGAAAACCAUGGGAGUGUCCGAGAGCAUGAAGGCACAGUUCCGGUCUAAGCUUCUCAACUUCCAGCGCACCGGGGGAUUUCUCGCCAAUCCAAGCUUGCUCAAGCCACUGCAGCGGAUGCCAUGGGACGCUUCCACGAACUCCAAUCGUCACAGGCAAAAGCUCAACAUCAUGCUUGAGACAACGCAACUGGCACCAUCUUGA